This is a messenger RNA of Durotheca rogersii, 791 nucleotides long. RefSeq lists its product as uncharacterized. The record is from RefSeq and is a predicted model, not a curated record. NCBI's taxonomy places the organism in Eukaryota, Fungi, Ascomycota, Sordariomycetes, Xylariales, Xylariaceae. The coding region runs from base 197 to 568 and encodes 123 amino acids. The transcript is spliced from 2 exons.
GCUUAAUCUAGGUAGUCCGUAGAGUGGCUUAGCUUACGUGUUAAACCUUAUGGAAAACAUGGCAGCAUAAAAACCCGUUGCAGGUGCCUCUCUCAUCCUACGAUUGAUUUCUCACUGCUCUUGAUGUUGAGGUUUUCAAAAGCACCAUUUGUCAUCACAAUACCGAAAUAUCUCACCAACUCUACCCUAUUUCGCAAUGGAACGAACUCAGCAAAUCGAAAUCCUUACAUAUUUGUCCUGGUGGGCUUUCGAGUUGGUUGUCGACCCUGUUUAUGACCACAAUAGACCCUGGAUCAAGGCCGUUGGCUCGAAAGGCUUCUACUUCCAAACCUAUAUUCUACACAUCCCACCCCCAGUUGGCUUUUUUUCUUCCGACGCAUCUUCUAGACAGGGCGCCGAGGCCUGCUUCUUCUUAUGGCUCGCAUGGAUGUGGAUGUCGAUUUUGAUCUUGGUCUUGGUCGACCGUGGAGCUUGGGGGGCCGAGAUUCAGAGGCUGAAGACUGCAGCUGCCUUCGCGUCGAUGCGACGAUUUUUUCCGCGCAAUAGGAAGAUGGACAGCAGACCUUGAUGAUUUUUUUCGCAAGUUGUGAGAUGGAGGUUGCAUGAGAGUUUUAGUCUCUUCGGUAAAGGGAGAGAGGGAGUGAGAAGAUGCAAGCCUGCCUGACUCCUCUUGGUAGAAGGCAAUAGACAUAGUAAUGGGAGUGGUCCUCGUGGCGAUGACACCAGCAAUUCUUCUUCGCAGCCCGGGAUCAACCCGGGCGUGCAAUGAAAAAAAGAUGUGUGUUCUACCC